UGUCCUGACGGUACGUUUAUUGCUGCUCCCUUCUUUGGUUCCAGCUUGGACGUUCUCUUCCAACUCUUUAUUGCCCCCAGCCGAAGGAGCUACGGAGAAGUAGGAGUUGCUACAGAGAACAGUAGAGAGAGAAGGGGAUCUCAAUUUCUUUUGACUCGUUACGAGGUUUCUGUAGACAUAGUAGAGAGAGAGAGAGAGAGAGAGAGAGAGAAGGGGCAAGACCGAAUUAGAGGUCAGUACAAGAAGGAGGAGAAGAAGAAGAAGAAGAAGGAAGCGGGAGAAGAAAGCGCUGGUUUCAGCAGAGAUGGAAUGGCCUGACGAGUACCAGAAGCUCGUCAACACAAUGAUGAACGAUCCCAGGGUGGUGAUCGACAAUGUGGUGUGCGCGACGGCGACGGUGGUGCGGGUAAACAGCGCCCGCAAGCGCGGCAUGCUGCUGGAGGCCGUGCAGUUGCUCACUGACCUCGACCUCACCAUCAAGAAGGGCUACAUCUCCUCCGACGGCCGCUGGUUCAUGGACGUGUUCCACGUCGCCGAUGGAUGCGGCCACAAGCUCGCCGACCCCGCCCUCCUCUCCCGCAUCGAGCGCUCCCUGGGCGGCGAAGCCGCCUCCUCAUCACCCGAUGACAAUAGCUACGAUGGUGAUGUUGGUGGCUUGGCUGGCCUCACGGCUCUGGAGCUCACGGGCACCGACCGCCCUGGACUCCUCUCCGAGGUCUUCGCCGUGCUCCGCGACCUGGAGUGCAACGUGGUGGAGGCCAAGGUAUGGACCCACAACGGCCGCAUCGCUUCCCUCAUCUUCGUCAAGGACCACGACUCGGGCUCCCCCAUCGCCGACGCCCACCGUGUCCACCGCAUCGAGGUCCGCCUCCGCAACGUCCUCCGCGGCGACCACGAUGUCCGCGGUGCCAAGACCACCGUGGUCUCCCCCAGCAUGACCCAUUCCGACCGCCGCCUCCACCAGCUCAUGUUCGCGGACCGCGACUACGAGCGCGUCUCCUCCAACGGGGCAUCGUCGUCAUCAAACGCAUUGGUCGCGGUUCAGAACUGGACCGGGCGCGGUUACUCCGUCGUUAGCGUGAACUGCCGCGACCGCCCGAAGCUUCUGUUCGACGUCGUGUGCACGCUCACUGACAUGGAGUACGUCGUCUUCCAUGGCACCAUAGGCACCGACGCCGAUCGAGCCUAUCAGGAGUUCUACAUAAGGCAUAUGGAUGGAAGUCCGAUCAGCUCCGAAGCCGAGCGGCAGCGAGUGAUUCAGUGCUUGCAAGCGGGUAUCGAGCGCAGAGCAUCUGAGGGACUGAUGCUGGAGCUGAGCAUGCCGGACCGGAGGGGCCUGCUGGCGGACGUGACGCGUACAUUCCGCGAGAACAGCCUCUCGGUGACGAGGGCGGAGAUCACGACCGAGGCCGGGGAGGCCAGGAACGAGUUCCGCGUCACCGGCACCGACGGCCAGCUGCCCGACCGCCGGGUGAUCAAUGCCGUCAUCGAGAGGAUCGGCAAAGACCACCUGAAACUGAAAGAGGAGCGGGCGCCGCCAUCUCACCAGAAGGCAACAGCUCCGCGGGAAGAGGCAGCGGAACACGGCGGCGGCGGGGUGGUGGGGCUGCUCGGCCUCGGUAACCUGGUGAUGAGGAAUCUCUACUACCUGGGCCUCGUCAGGUCCUGUUCUUAGAAACAUGGUGAGCGCAAUCGGGAAGGCAUCACAUGCGUUGGUUGUGUAAUUGCACUCUCUUUGCUGCUGCUACAUGCGUCCAGAGUUUGAAUCGGGUUCGAGUCUGUACAUAAGUGAUAGGAGUUGGUGUGCAAGUGAGAAAAUGGAAGCAUAUAUACCUCAUACAAGAGGAUAUCAGGGUCCCAUGUAGGGAAAUGGUGUGUAGCUGUGUACAUAGAAGGACGACGGUAAAGAAUGAAGAGAGAGAGAGAGAGAGAGAGGUUACAAACGGAAAAAGGGAACACUCCACAUAUUGGACUCCUGCCGACUGGAGAACGGUCGGUGAAGGCGGUGGUUGUGAAGGGGCAACCAAUGCCAGCUGUAGGGGAAAAAGGGUGUGGGGCUUUCUGUUACUGUUCUUCCCUUGUUCUGCACACGCGCUUUCUACAUAGCAUAACAACUGAUCUGCAUUGGUAUUACCGACAUUCCUUGAUCGACUGACGGAAAUCACUAACGGUGUUUAUUCAUUAAUCAUUGUUAAUGUGAAACACUGUACAUUUUCUUCUCAGCUUUUGUUUGCUUCUAGGAAGAGAAAGAGACCGGUGGUUACGGUCAACAGCAUCCGUGGAGACGUUGUUCUACCCCGAACGAGCGGGCACUCCAAUAUACGAAGGCAGAUGCAUUGAUUUGGCGCCCAUGGUUUUGAGCUUGAGCGUCGGAGAUGCACGCAGAAUCUGCAUUUGAUAUGGUAAAAAGGGGGGAUGCUUCUUCAACGAGGGAGAUGCUCCAGUGGACAGGUUGGGGUGGCAUUCGGCUGGAAUGCGUUUGUGAAUGCAUAUAGAAUGACCGGUGAAGAUUGAAUCAAUUAAAUAGCAUGAUACAAUUGAUCGUUUAGAGAUAGACUAUUCACUUAAAUCCUAGUAUGUUUGCUUGUUGUGAUAUUACUCCACAAAUGGGUUCUUGGUUGACUUAAAGACUCUGAGAAGAGAAUGUGUGAACUCCAUAUCCAAUGCCAGUCAUUUCUGGGCAUCAAAUAAUUUUGAUGCCACCGAACUAGAAGAAAAAUGCA
Musa acuminata AAA Group (dessert banana) is the source of this 2723-nucleotide messenger RNA. Its product is annotated as ACT domain-containing protein ACR8. Bases 305 to 1675 code for a protein of 456 amino acids. The record is from RefSeq and is a predicted model, not a curated record. NCBI's taxonomy places the organism in Eukaryota, Viridiplantae, Streptophyta, Magnoliopsida, Zingiberales, Musaceae. The transcript has 4 exons.